AUGGACUGCGCUACUACUUUGAUUUUUCAACCGGACACCGGAAUCCCUGAAUUUGCGGGCCGAGGUGCUCAAUAUUUCGAAAUAGAAUCAAUUCAUGAGCCAGCUGCUGUGCGUGAAAACGCCAAGUUCAGCGGCACACAUUCCUUUUUGGGAAAUCACGUGGCAGACUAUGUCCUACUCAAUGCCUUCCAAUUCCAAGACUACGGUGAAAAAAUUAAAAACAUUCACUCCUUCCAACUUCUUUACGCCCUUGAAACUACAUUGGGCAGUACUAUCGGCAUGAAUCUCUCUCUUGGAUGCCCUAUCCUCCCACAAGACGCGCGUGAGAUUAAAUCUCCGUGUUUGGUCGCAUUUGGACGGCGCAGCCACCCUGGACCUUAUGUCCAGGGAUAUCAAAAAUAUAUAUCACCUUUCGACACUCUUUCCUCGCCGUCUCCUCCAUCCUUCGAAUGCGACUACUCCAACUUAGGACGGGCCAUGGCCCAGCAUCCAACAUCCGCAUGCUGUGAGGAGAAGGUAUCUCUGCCGCCUCCUCCGCGCAUUGCCAAACCGCCGCUCUCUCCCCUUACUGUUGGGGAGGGAACACUUAAUAAUCUUAAGGAUGAGCCGGACCGCUUAGGUCCAGGAUCCUUGCUGUGGAAAGUGCCCAUUGGGAGUCAGCUGCAGCAACCGCAGCCAUCUACUCCUGAUCCGUUCCAGGUCCCGCAAGUUCCUUCUCACUCUCAUACCAUCACCUCUCCGGCUCACGCUACCCUCAUUCCUGCCCUUGGUCGCGACCGGCUGCAACAACCUCAGCUAUCUACUCCUGAUCCGUUCCAGGUCCCGCAAGUUCCUUCUCACUCUCAGACACCCACCUUGGAUGUUGGACGCCCUGGAGUUAGGGAUCCCAGGAUUAGUAGGUUGAUUGCUGCUGGUGAGUCGCCCUCUUCUUUUUAUUCAGAUUCAUUUAAUAAUAUCACUUGGAUUCACAAAGAAACUCAUUUGUCUGCUACGUUGGACACACAGUAUCCACUCCCUGCACCCACCUUGGCAAGCCGCGCGCCCACUCCUUUCCCUGGGUUACAACCACCGGCCAACCUAACGCUCGCCGGCACCAACCAGCUCUUUCCUCACAUCGCUUCGUACGUAUGCAGCCCCUCAUCACCUACCACCUCCGACUCUUCAUCCUACCAUAUCCUACGUGUGCCACCCAACUCUUGCAUUGACGAAGUCUCUGCGGCCGAUUUUUUCGUCGACUCAGACGGAAGCAGCCUCUUCAGCGACGACGACAUGUCGUCAACGACGUCGUCAGACUAUUCUUUUGAGAGUGUCAAUGAGGACUCCUGCAACGACACUACUAAGCGCUUUAACCACCUCCUACCUACGUGUGACCCCCAUCUCCCACUAGGUGAUGUCCUUAUCGCAGCAGAUCGCCUCGCUGUUGGGUUUACUACUAUGCCUACAUUCAUUUCUUACCUGUCCUUUGAUCCAACAUCUAACGCCUUGGUCGCCGACCCACCUAAAUACGAAACUAACAUUCGUAUGCCGUACAAAGGUGUUCAUUGCGGGCGCGAACAACGUGCCACCCUUCCGUUUAACGGAACUUAUCGUAUUUCCACAGUGCAAUCCCUCAACUCGACAGCAUCCCUUAUCUACUCCGAUAUGGCUGCGCACAUCAAGCGUGAGGUCGGGCCAGAACAAGCUAAGUUCUUGGCCACUCGUCCUCCUUCCAUCUACCAUUACAAUCGCUCACACUACCCCGGCACUGUUGUUCGAGGGCAAACUCGCCUCGAAAACCGCUACUACGAAUGGCGAAACCUUCGCCGUCUCCACCUUGACCUUAUUUCAGCUGUUCACGCCACACUAACCCCAGAGCAGUCCAAGGACUGCAACGACGCUGACCUAUGCGUCAUCAUCGUCGAAAACGACAAGGCACUUCCUGCUUGGGUCAAUCGUUCUGCCUUCUUCCUCCAGACGGCACCCUUCUGCAAUCCAUUUUUGACUCGACACGAGUCUACCUACCUUCGCUCGGCCGCGAGCUAUUUUCGUUUCUAUGGCUAUGAACAUACGACUAACAUUAUUGAUCACGUUUUACAGCUGACGGUACCAGAUGAGAACGUCGUUUAUAUCCUACUCCAACACCUUUUACUCGACGACCUUUCGCGCACCGGCGUGAAGCCUCUUUCAAGCAUUGGGAACAUCCUCGCACUACACGAACGUAAGCAUCGUGAGGAGUUUGUUAUAUUUCAACCUGGCUUCGCGAGCACGUUCAAGGACGCGCAACAUUAUGCUAACAGUGCCUAG
Molecule: messenger RNA, 2283 nt
Organism: Suillus plorans
Lineage: Eukaryota; Fungi; Basidiomycota; Agaricomycetes; Boletales; Suillaceae
Exons: 3
Coding region: 1-2283 (760 amino acids)
Source: RefSeq, a predicted model, not a curated record